UGUAAACUCUCUGGACAAUGCAGGGCCACAUUUUUAAUGGAUUUUAGUCCUGAUGGAACCAAGGUGGCAUCCACACAUGGGGACCACACAGUGAGGGUAUCAGAGGUAGCCACCGGUAAAUGUCUCCACAUCUUGAGGGGCCAUCCUCGCACACCUUGGUGUCUGGCCUUCCACCCCUCAUCCAAUCAGAUCCUAGCCUCAGGUUGUCUGGGAGGAGAGGUUCGAAUAUGGGACCUACAUGGUUGUGGAACAGAGGUCUGGAGGUCAAAGGACAGCCAAGUCAUAACCUCUUUGACCUUUCACCCCACAGACCAUGUGUUGGUGUUUUCAGUGACCAAUCAUAUUUACUUCUGGGACUGGAGUCAACCAGACCCAUUUGUUGUCUGUAAAACUAAAUAUGAAUUCGAAAAAAUCAGAUGGGUGAAGUUUGACCCCCUGGGUUCAUACCUAUACACAGGGAUAGCCAACAACAUCACAGUAAGACCUACAUCCAGAGUGUCCUUUAUAAGCAGUAACAGUAACACCGCCCCACCUAACCCCCGGACCCAGCAGCUGGGUAAUGUGUACGAUGGUCUGGUGGAGUGUUUCCAGGCAUCGAGACGAGACAGAGUCCUGAACCAGACCGAGGGAGGACAGGAUCCUCCAUCCUCAUCUAGUGUUCAGCAUGGUGCUUCUAAUCACCCACACUCACCAGUUCAUGAGGAGGGACUCAACCUGGCACGGCAGUAUGCCUCUCACAUCACAGAGUCCUCCCAGAGAUCAACCUAUGGGGGGCCUCAGAGGACAGAUAUCCCCUCUGGUGCCUCUAACGACUCCUCUUCUCCUGACACUGACAUGGAUGUGAUUUCUAGUCCCGCAGAACCUCGAAUGUUGAGGAACCCUCCUAGAGCGGCCUCAGCCGAGAACGAUGUUAGCGGGGAGACGACCCCAGAUGUAUUGAGUACAGACAUUGAACCUAGUCAAACUAGGGCCGGGUCUAACAGUGACAGAACCUCAGGGACAUUGGUUGUCACAGAGAGGUCCCCAGAACAAGCCAGUCCCCCCUUUCAAUCCUUGGACCCUCCUCCAGGAGUUAGAAUUGUCUCUGAGUCACAAGCAAUGAAUGAAAAUGUCCACAGUAGGCUGGGUAAUCAAGUUCAUGCCUCAACUGUGGCAUUUAAUGUGGCACCCGAAGAGGAAAGGGCAGAGGAGAUUGUUAAUCUCAGUGAUAUAGCCUCAAGAGGACUGUCUGAUAGUGACCUAGCCACACGUGGUCUCUUUAGUAGUGACGUAUCCCAGCAUUCCAACUCCACGGACUGUGAACGAGAUAACUGUCCAGUCUGUGGGAACUUUAACACAAGACAUCUCAGGCGAGUGUGCGAGUCAGAGAUGUUUACACAGCUCCGAGCUAGACGCAGGAGUUUACAAAACUCAAUAAACAAUGCUUCAGCAAGGAGUGCAUUCUCUCGUCCGUACUUUUAUAACAGACAUGGUUCACUGAUCAGACCAGAAGUUCACUCCAUACAUGAUCCUAGUCAGUUAGGUGAGAUGCAUGAAAUAAGACGUGUGGAGAAUCCUAAUGCAGGUGCUUCUAAUGUGGAUAAUGCGACAUCUAAUAAUAAUAAUAAUGUACCUAGUAACACUGAGGGGGAUGCUCGUCUCACACAGGUUGGGGAUAAUAUUGACAUUUGUGCCAGCAUCCAUGAGAACUUUGCCUCCAUUACGGCCCGUAUAGAGAGGGAGAUGAAUGAACUAGACAGAAGAAUAAACAAUCUGAGAAAUACAUUUAACGAGAGUCUAAGAAGAUUACAGCAUCAUCGAGUGUCUUUCUUGUCGGCCAGGGAGGGGGAUGUAAAUGGACGUCGACCAACAUCAUUUCUCGUGGCCAGACACGUCCCGCAAGCAGAAGGAGCCUCAGCUAGCCGAUCAGAAGACAGUACGCAUUCCAUGGAGAGGGGACAACACUUGCUGGAGACAGCACUAAGGUCAUCUCAGCAGGACAUUACUAGUACUCACACACACAGUGCUCCUCGAGAUCCAGACUCAUCCCAGAACUGGCAGUCCCUGGAGCGCCACCAUCUCCACCCCCACUACUCCGUCAGUAUCCUAGACAACACGAUUAAUCGACCAAAUGACCCGAUUCAAUCCGCCAUCAACAGAGCCAUAGCAGAUGCUUUUAUGGGGCGUGGAGAGCCUGCGGUGGCAGCCAACAUUAUUAAUCACACGUAUCGUAUCCAGGCCUGGGACUUCACCAAAUGUUGUAUACCGGAUCUCACAGACACCAAGUCCAACAUUAUUGUACAGCACUGUAAACUUCACAAUGAGGCCAGCUGUAAUUUGUCCCAGGACGGCACCAUGCUGGCGACCUUUGUACCGAGCCACAGAGGUUUCCCUGAUGACAACAUCCUGGCCGUGUACUCCCUGGAGACCAGGACAAGGGGGCAGUGUCUCUACACCAAAAGCUUUGGACCAAAUGCCAUCUCUGUGAGCUUGUCACCAGGGUGUGACUAUGUCAUGGUUGGAUUGGCUGCCAAACAGCUCUCUUGGGUAUUCACACCCAAUCAGUUGGUGGCCCAGAUCUUGAAGUUGGAAAACAAACAUGCUGGUGAAAAGUCAAUGCAGCAUGUAACUGAUGUGAUGCAUCCUUGUGACAUGGACAUUCGGACCCAUGUAAGUGUGAACUCGACACGGUGGCUGCCUGAGUCAGGGGAGGGGAUUGUGUAUGGAACCAAUAGAGGGGACCUACACAUCUGUAGACCAGGAACUAAAAUGUCCACAAAGGGGGAUAACUCUGAUGACCGAUCCAUCAGGAGAAAUUUAAUGCACAUGCUCAGAAUGUCUGGAGAACAGGAAGUAUCUCGGAUUAACUCGUCCACACAGACACCAGGAGUUAGACGGAGCGCGGCCACCCAGACAGACACAGAAGAUAGCACGUAAUGGGAGAGUACUACUACUCUGGAGUGAACGGGAAAAUAUAAUUAUUGUCUUGAAUAAAAUUCAAGGUCAUUAAGCUUAGGACAUAUUUAAGUUUGAUGUAGUAUAACAUAAAAUUUUGUUGUGAUGUUCAUGUAAUGAUUUUGUAUUUGUCAUUUGUCUUGUUCUGGACAAUAUGUAUCAGGGGAACAUUAUUUCUGAGGAAUAGAAUAAUUCAGUUUUAUCCCUUGUUUGUUACUGGAGACAUCUUGUUAGCAGUUUGCUUUUCCUCUUAGGUUUAUUCUUAAAAUUGUGCCAUUAGCAACGACUUGUUUAAAGGCAGCCAAGUGAAAAGGAAAGGGGGGUAAAACUGGUUCCCAUUUUCAUUAGGAAGAAGCUUGACCUGGAUUUAAUCACAAGAUAACAACUUUCCUGUUGAUCCAAGAAGCGUUGGGGGGGGGGGGGGGCAGGGCCUCAUGUAACAAAGAAUUAAUUGUAGAUCAAAAACUUUAGUCAUUGCAAAAUCUUCCAAAACUUUAUUCUUAUCUCAAAAAUUUCUUUUAAAAAAAAUCAGCUAGAAUUAUUUGUAAAAUAAAGGGAACACCCCUGGUGGAAAAUCAUUUUAAAAUUAAUUUAGAACAGAGAAUUGUUUGCAAAAUUACAUUUCGUUUUUAUUCAUAAGUGAUUUUGUAAAAUAGGCACCUUUUUAUUGCCAAUUUUUUAAAAAUUGUUUUUCUCCAAGUUUAUGUUGUUAGUUAAUGUAGAAUUAUGUGAAUGAUAAGGCCAUGCAAAGUUAAUUCCUUGGUUCUCAGGCCUUAUUUCAAGAAAUAUGAUGAGGGAUGGAGUUUUUUUUUCUUACUUUUUACUGCCCCCUAAACAUGCUGAGACAGCUUUUUACAUUGUACAAAACCUCAAAAAAUGAUGAGGGAGGUGAUUUGUUUUUUUUUUUAUUUUAUUGAUUUAGCAAUAAAAAGGGUCAAUGAGACACCCUAGGAAGAGAUGAGGGAGGGCCUGAGAACCAAGAAAUUAAUUUUUUUGGCCUAAAUAUAUUUAUUUAUAUUACUGGAUGUUUAUGAAACAUAAAUUUUGCCUUCAUUAGCUUAAACAUUAGCAUAAAAAGGUUACUUAAUGUGGGUGAUAAACCUAUGUCUAUAGUUGAUAAAUUUGGACAGAAAGCUUACAGAUCCAAGCAUUGAAAAAAAUUGCUUGGAUCUGUUACUCUGAAUUUUCUCAACUACAGUUCUGCAGUUGUGAUGAGUGCUGAAGAAAUGAUGCUGUUGUUUAGAAGCAAGUUUAUAAUACGUUAUCAUGAUUAUUUUAUCAAAGACAGACAUGUAAACUUUGUGUUCUGCUGUUCUAAAGAUGAAAGAAGGAGGCAAAUGCCAAAAUGACAGAAAUCUGUCUUUAAAGAUAAGUUACUCUAAAAAAAAAAAAACUAGUAAAUGUGGACCUAGAUAUAUUGUCAUUGUAAAUGAUUUGUUUUAUUGUCUUGUUUUGUUAUGGAUCAUUUUA
This is a messenger RNA of Saccostrea cuccullata (small rock oyster), 4404 nucleotides long. RefSeq names its product activating molecule in BECN1-regulated autophagy protein 1B-like. Gene Ontology annotation, molecular function: protein binding. Gene Ontology annotation, cellular component: intracellular membrane-bounded organelle. Lineage: Eukaryota; Metazoa; Mollusca; Bivalvia; Ostreida; Ostreidae. Gene Ontology annotation, biological process: autophagy. The coding region runs from base 37 to 2916 and encodes 959 amino acids. The transcript is spliced from 14 exons. The record is from RefSeq and is a predicted model, not a curated record.